UACACAACUCAAUUAUAAGUUGAGCCAAUUUUGCCAAGUCAAUGUAUGAGCCAAACAAGCAACAAUCAUAAAAAAAACAAAAAUAAAAACACAAUUCGUGAACCAUAAGAAGAAGAGCUGUCUUACGUAGAAGACUAUAAGCCAUAAGGAAAAGUUAGAUGGAAACAGUACUCAAACAUGGAAUUACCCUAAUAAAUUCCAGAGAAAGAAAGCUGGGACCGCACUCAACGCCUUCCUGUCUUCUGCUGACGCCAUCUCACAACACAAUGUCACAAACAGCCAAAAUGUGUACAAAGUACGACUUCGAUUAAUUCUCUCUAUAAAAUGAACACCUUCGUCCCCCAUUUUCUUUCUCAUUUUCGUUUGUUUUCUCUUCUAUCUCCCUAUGGCCACGGACCUCGAAGAACUCCAAGAAUCCGACGUUAUUUUUGCCGAACAAGACCACCAACGUCGCCUCAACAACGACACUCGCUCAAACAACCAAGAAAUGGGGCAUCAGAACAUCAAGUCCAAGAACAGCAAGCCUGAGAAAAGAAUGGGCAAUUACUCGCUCCCCGUCAAUGUCCCCGAUAGAAACAUAUUCCGCCACGCGGUUAGCGAUGACCUUGAAGAGGAAGGCUAUGGCGAGGAAAUGGUACCGCCCCACGUCAUCACAGGGCGUCGAGCCGCAGGAAAAAUGGCGUACUCGGUUUGCAUCGGCAACGGGCGGACCCUCAAGGGCCGGGAUUUAAGUCAAGUUCGGAACUCGAUUCUAAGGAUGACUGGCUUUCUGGAAACAUGACCAGUACUACUGCAAUAUGAGUAUCUGGCCGAGGCUGUUCUUCAUCUUUUUUCUCUUUUUUCCAGAAGAAAGAAAAUAAAAGUGUAAAGGAAAAUAUCCUCAUGCUUAUGUUUGCUUAGGAUUAUCAUUCAUUGUAACGGAAGAAAACCUGGGAUAAGGCCAGAAAUGAAACUUGAUUUUACUUUUUAUGA
This is a messenger RNA of Juglans microcarpa x Juglans regia, 972 nucleotides long. RefSeq lists its product as uncharacterized. Bases 386 to 781 code for a protein of 131 amino acids. Lineage: Eukaryota; Viridiplantae; Streptophyta; Magnoliopsida; Fagales; Juglandaceae. The transcript has a single exon. The record is from RefSeq and is a predicted model, not a curated record.